This is a messenger RNA of Cervus elaphus (red deer), 1931 nucleotides long. It is a transcript of the gene ZSCAN31, whose product is annotated as zinc finger and SCAN domain containing 31. Gene Ontology annotation, biological process: regulation of transcription by RNA polymerase II. The transcript has 4 exons. Bases 348 to 1655 code for a protein of 435 amino acids. Gene Ontology annotation, molecular function: DNA-binding transcription factor activity, RNA polymerase II-specific; RNA polymerase II cis-regulatory region sequence-specific DNA binding. The record is from RefSeq and is a predicted model, not a curated record. NCBI's taxonomy places the organism in Eukaryota, Metazoa, Chordata, Mammalia, Artiodactyla, Cervidae.
GCGGCGGACCUGGAGCUCCCGCGAUCCCGAAGGUGAGUCUCAGGCGCUUCGUGCUGACUCGCCCGCCCCAGGAAGAUUAAGAUAGGUGCCUUGGAGUAGGUGAGGAGGGGACGUCUGCGCGGGCGUGGCCCCCGCCAGCCUCUCGUGGUCACCUGGACACACGCCUCGGGUAGAAGGAGGUCCCGCCCCUGCGCCCGCUGGGGUCGUUGGAGAAGACCCCCUUGUGGAGGCGGAGCUUUGUGACCAGACCCGAGGUGCAUCCUCCUGAAGAAGAUUAAAUCAGAGGAUCUUAAAUCAGUUACAUAUCCACCCCAGGCUGGAUUGAGCCCUUCUAAGUUAAUCCCAGAAUGGCUUCAGCAGGGGAACAGGAUGGACUUAAGAUUGUGAAGGUGGAGGAGGACCCUAUCUGGGACCAAGAAACCUACCUUCGAGAGAACAACUUUUCUGGCCAGGAAGCCUCCCGCCAACUUUUUAGACACUUUUGUUACCAAGAGACUCCUGGUCCCCGAGAAGCACUGAGCCGGCUUCGGGAACUCUGUCAUCAGUGGCUGAGGCCAGACACACAUACCAAGGAGCAAAUCCUGGAGCUCCUGGUGCUGGAGCAGUUCCUGACCAUCCUGCCUGAGGAGCUCCAGGCCUGGGUACGUGAGCACCACCCCAAGAGUGGGGAGGAGGCAGUGGCUGCAGUUGAAGACCUGGAGCGAGAGCUCAGUGAACCAGAGAACCAGGCCCCAGAUUGUGAACAUGGACUUGCUGAAAUGCUCUCAGGGGAUGCAGUGCAUUUGAAGGCCAAGCAGGAAUCAACAGCUUUCCAGCUUCAGUCCGUGGUGACACAGCUCAAAUGUGAAUCUUUUGGGCUCCACAAAUUUGGAGAACAAGAUGGUGAAACUGUACUUGAAAACCAGGACUUGACAUCAAAACAGGAAGUCUUAAAAGAAAUGGGACAUUUUGAGAAUAGCAGACUCCAAAGAGAUGUUCCUUUAGAUUCUAAAAAUAGAGAAAUGUGUAAACGUGAGAGCAGGGCAGAAAAACAGAGCAGACAGCCCACUGGAGAGAGACGUCACAAGUGCAAUGAGUGUGGGAAAAGCUUUACUCAGAGUUCAGUUCUCAUUCAGCACCAGAGAAUCCACACUGGGGAGAAGCCAUAUGAAUGUAGAGAAUGUGGAAAGACCUUCAGCCAGAGGUCAGGCCUGAUUGAACAUCAGCGGAGCCACACUGGAGAGAAACCCUAUCAAUGUAAGGACUGCGGGAAAGCCUUCAGUGCCAGCAAUGGCCUCAUUAGACAUAGAAGGAUCCACACGGGGGAAAAACCAUAUGAAUGUGAAGAGUGUGGGAAAGCCUUCCGCCUGAGCUCGUACCUUGUUCAGCAUCAGAGGAUACACACUGGAGAGAAGCGCUAUCGCUGUAAUGAGUGUGGAAAAGCCUUCAGUCAGAAUGCAGGGCUUUUCCAGCAUCUCCGAAUCCACACUGGUGAGAAACCCUAUCAGUGCAGUCAGUGCAGUAAAAGCUUUCGUAGUCGAACACUCCUUAUAAAACAUCAGAGAAGCCACACUGGAGAGAGACCGUAUAAGUGUGAUGAGUGUGGGAAAGCUUUCAGUCAUCAUUGCAACCUCAUUCGGCAUUUUAGAAUCCAUACUGUUGUCAAAUUGGACUAAACUAACCCUGUGGACCACCAGGGCCCUUCAAUGAGGUGAUCCUUGGGAAAGUAAGAUAUUCAAAUGGCUUAUUUUACUCUUAUGAAAUUUAUUUUGCUUUGGAAUGCAUGAUUUUUUUGCAGACCACGUGCUGCUGUCUCCUGAGUGGAUAACUGUGGGUGUGGGCAUGUGGGCACUUGCUGGGCAGCUUCUUUCUUCCCUAUCCCUUGGUUCAUUUCUAACAAUUUCCCUUAAAGCAACCAAAUCUUACCUGGAAAUAAAUUGGUAUGUAGGGGC